CGGGUGAACGCAUCCGCCCAAACCGAUCCAGUGCAUACGAAGCUCAUGAAGGAAGUGUCCACCGAUGAACCCAAGGACCUGAUUCCGAUGGUGGACGAGGAGAUUCUCACCGACGGCAAUCUGGUGAUACGGGAAAUUGGAAACUUUAUCCUAACGCAUUCGGUAGCUCAGAUGACGGAGUCGAUCCCAACGCUGGACGUCGCAACGCAAACGGCUCUACCCCGAAGUGGCAUAUCGUUUCGGAAGUUCCUGGACAGUGGGGCGGCGGGUGAUGGUCCGGCACCGAAGGUGGUGGUAAUUGACGAGGCACCCCCUAGUGAAGAAGCAGUUCAACAAUCAUCCAGUCUGGAAGAGUUGAUGAAAAUCGACGAGAAGAUCAAGCAGUUCUUCAGAACUUCGGACAUGGAGGAGCUGGAUCAUCUGAACGAUUUGGAGGAUCGCAGCAGUAUCGACAGCGUUAAAGAACAGCCUACCCCGGAUCUGCUGGCGGGUUCGUCACAGGACGCAGCCCAGCACAAACCGCGAUUCCUGGAACCUCCGGCCUUCAACUCCUGGCAGAACUUGGACUUUUCGGACGAAGAGUCCGAGCAGUACGUUCCCCGUGAUCUACCGCGUCGCUCAAUCGGCGAAGGCAGUCGACCGUGGGCCGAGUUCAAAGACAUGGUGAUCGGAUCGCGGCUGGCGAACAUGCGUCUCUCCCCCAUCCCACCGCGUCGGCCACGUCCUAACAAGAAAACCGUAACCUGGAGUGACCGGCAGCACCGGGCCGUGUCCGAUCUGCUGCACGAGGCAACCGCCCUGGUGGACAUGUUCGAUCACGUCUCGAUGCUGCUCGGACCGGACAUCAGGCUGCACUCGAUCCCACCGCAGGAAGACUUCAAACUGCCCCCGCCCAAGUGGGAACCCCUGCUGGCCAAGUCCUGCGAUCUGCUGGAGGAGAAACUGGCCAAGGUUCGGCACCUGACGUUCGAGGACCUGGAUGAGGAGUUGUUGCUGCAGCCACCGGUUAGGACGCAGCCAUUUAGUGAUCUGGAGGUGACAUUGUAA
Aedes albopictus (Asian tiger mosquito) is the source of this 1047-nucleotide messenger RNA. RefSeq lists its product as uncharacterized. Lineage: Eukaryota; Metazoa; Arthropoda; Insecta; Diptera; Culicidae. The record is from RefSeq and is a predicted model, not a curated record.